CCCAGCAAAGCCCUUGGCAUUUUAAAAAUCCAUCGGUAGCUUUCGCACCCAGGUUACUGAGGUGUUCCAUUUUUUCUGAGAUCUUCCAAUUGAGAAACGGUAAAAGUAGCAAGAAAAUGUGGAGUUUGGACGAGAGCAGUAGUUCCAAUAUCACUACUACGACUUCGAACUCCGAGGACAUGUCCCUGUCGUGCUUCUUUAACCCUCUUCAUGGCUGCUUGCUCCACGCGGACGGCCACGGGGAAGUGUGGACGGACUGGAACAGCACCUCCAAGUUCUUCCAGUAUGGCUGGAGGUGCACCACCAACGAGGACAUGUAUGCCAACAAGACCCUCUUGGGAAACUGGAACGAGGAGCGUUACGACAUCCAGAAAAGGAGGCAACUCAAACCUCUCCCUUCCCAGUACGCUCACUAUUUCGAGGCCACCUACGCGUCGGACUAUUCCAAGGAAAAGCCUCGCAGAUUAAGAAGGGUGACGCGAGAACCUCACUGGUUUCCCGGACACCAGCCUGAGCUGGAGCCCCCUCCGAUCAAGCCCACCGCCCGCUCGUGCUACAUGAUCGAUUACGAGCCUCCGCACGGCAGACCAACCUGCUCCUUGGUCGAAGUGAAGCCCAAGGAAGCAACGGAGACGCCGCCGAAGCAGUAGGCCGCUGCUCCAGGAUCCCCUGGGGCUGGAAAUCUCUGCCGGAGGGUCUCCUUGUCCCCCCCACCACCACCAAGAUUAGAAGCUCGGUUGAUGGGCAGCAGUUCCUAAAAUAAAAGAAAUUUCGCCCGCCAGGAGACUCCCCAUAA
This is a messenger RNA of Pantherophis guttatus, 796 nucleotides long. The record is from RefSeq and is a predicted model, not a curated record. NCBI's taxonomy places the organism in Eukaryota, Metazoa, Chordata, Lepidosauria, Squamata, Colubridae.